UCUAGAUAUUUAAAAAUGUGAAAUCGUGGAUGACAUCAGCUGAAACAGACUGAUGCAAUCAUGAAAUAAGACUCUAAAGAAAAGGUCUGCUGGGUACUUUUCCUAAUGUUUAUGUAAAAUAGAGGCGAGAUGAGGGGUUCUCCCCAUCUAAUAGACACGAAGGAGACUAGAUAACCUAACUGUUCCAUUUGCUGUGAUAUAAUCUUUGUUUUUCCGAGCACAGAGACUAUAUAAUGUUUCAAACGUGCGUUUUGCAGAAAAGAUGGAAAGAAACUACUUUUAAACCAGAAUCUGAUUUUAAAUAGCUGUAAAAAGUGGACCACAUUGUCCUGAGUUGUUUGAGACCACGGCAAUCUUCUGUGCUCUUGCAUCAUUUGUUCACGCUACAAACGGCGGCCCUUGUGCGCAUGUUCCCUGGCUUUUCCAGUGGUCUCUUCUUCUCCAUUGGCUCCCCGCGCAGCCCUGCGAUCCGUCUUUACUUCAGACCAGCCCCCCAUCACAGCUGAGUGUGCGCAAAACGUGUGAGUGUGUGCAUUCAGCCCACGCUGCCUGGAACCGGUCUCUGCUUCUUCCCACGUUGCUCCGAACUGGACAAAUAAUAAGAAUAAUAAUUAACAAAAGAUGGAGAAAAAGAGUGAAAUCAACGGACACGCCAUUCCCAACUCGGAAUCCACAGAUCGGAUCAUGGAGAAAAGCGCGUGGAGCUUCAGAGAGAGGCUGAUGGAGUUCCUGAGAAGGAACCUCCUAGUGAUCCUGACCGUAUCCGGGGUUCUGGUGGGCGUCGGGCUCGGGAUGAUGGUCCGCAACAUGAACCUAACCAAAGCGCAGAUGACCUACUUCGCCUUCCCCGGAGAGAUGCUCCUCCGGAUGCUGAAGAUGAUCAUCCUGCCGCUGGUCGUGUGCAGCCUUAUAUCCGGCGCCGCCAGCCUGGACACCCGCUCCCUGGGCAAGCUGGGGGGCAUCGCGGUCGCCUACUUUCUGGUGACAACCCUGAUCGCCUCGGGGAUCGGGGUGGCCCUGGCCUUCAUCAUCAAACCGGGAGUCGGCGCAGGAGCCCUGAACACCAACAACCUGGGGCUGGAGAGCGUGAGCAGCAACAAAGAGACCACCGACUCUUUCCUGGAUCUGGCCAGGAAUCUGUUUCCAGCUAACUUGGUGGCUGCUGCUUUCCGCUCUUAUGCCACUGACUACAAGAUGGUUGCUGUGGGAAACAGCUCCAAUGGGACAAUCCUCUAUCAAAAGGUCCCAAUUGGCACAGAAACAGAUGGCAUGAACAUUCUGGGUCUGGUGCUGUUUGCCAUGGUGUUUGGAGUGGCACUGCGGAAACUGGGAGAAGAGGGAGAGGAGCUCAUUCGUUUCUUCAAUGCCUUCAAUGAGGCCACCAUGGUGCUGGUGUCCUGGAUCAUGUGGUACGUCCCCUUCGGCAUCAUGUUUCUUGUGGGCAGUAAGAUUGUGGAGAUGGAAGAUGUGGUUCUCCUGGUCACCAGUCUGGGAAAAUACAUCUUUGCUUCAAUCCUGGGCCACAUAAUUCAUGGAGGCAUUGUACUGCCCCUCAUCUACUUUGGUUUUACACGUAAGAACCCCUUCAGUUUCCUGUCAGGCCUCAUCACUCCUUUCACCACUGCCUUCGCCACUUGCUCCAGUUCAGCGACUCUUCCCUCCAUGAUUAAGUGUGUAGAAGAAAACAAUGGUGUGGACAAGCGUAUCAGCCGCUUCAUCCUGCCCAUUGGGGCCACAGUGAACAUGGAUGGAGCGGCCAUUUUCCAGUGCAUUGCUGCAGUCUUCAUCGCUCAGCUCAACAAUACUGAACUGAACGCCGGACAGAUCUUCACCAUCCUGGUCACAGCCACAGCCUCCAGUGUGGGUGCAGCAGGCAUCCCAGCCGGCGGUAUCAUCACCAUCGCCAUCAUCCUGGAGGCCAUCGGCCUGCCAACCAACGACCUGUCCCUCAUGCUGGCCGUCGACUGGAUUGUGGAUCGCACCACCACUGUGGUGAACGUGGAAGGUGACGCUCUGGGUGCAGGAAUCCUUCACCACAUCAAUCAGCAGGAGAUGAAGAAGCAACAGCUGCAGGAGGAAGAGCUGGCUGAGGUCCAGGUGGAGGCAGUGGCCAACGUUGAAGCAGAGGAAGAGACAUCGCCACUUGUUACACGUCAAACCAAAGCCUUGGAGGUCACACCUGAAGCCAUUGAGUCUGUUCUGUGAACUUGGCAAGACUUUUUUUUCUUGCACCGUUACCAUUUUGAGUUUUGCAUCUGACAUUGCUGCUGAUGGGGCAUCGCUCUAAAACAGAACAACAAAAAAGCAAAGCAAAACAAACAAAAAAACAAAAAAACAAACAAAAAAAAACAAAACAAAACAAAACAAAACAGAACUUCGCUGAUGAUUUCACUUGUUAAGGAAAAAAUACUAUAAAUUCAUACAAAGACAGACUGCAGUGCACCUAGUGCUGAUGUUCCAAGUAUUUUAACUCAUAUUAGGACAUAACUAAUUUCUUAAUUUUAUAAAACUGUCCUUAGUUAAUAACUUGAUUUAAAUAGCUAAUACAUUAGAAUUAUACACCUUUUGCUGGCAACACCUGCCAUCAUUUUAACUGUAAAACAAGCUAAAAGCAUUCCCAUAAAUGUUGGAGUUUUGUUGAUCAUGUAGUGUAUGAGACAGACGGCCCUCACUUUUCUGUAACAAUUAAGUUCAUUUUCUUUGUUUUCAUUUUCA
This is a messenger RNA of Melanotaenia boesemani (Boeseman's rainbowfish), 2715 nucleotides long. RefSeq names its product solute carrier family 1 member 4 (gene slc1a4). NCBI's taxonomy places the organism in Eukaryota, Metazoa, Chordata, Actinopteri, Atheriniformes, Melanotaeniidae. Gene Ontology annotation, biological process: L-serine transport; L-glutamate transmembrane transport. Gene Ontology annotation, cellular component: plasma membrane. Bases 622 to 2205 code for a protein of 527 amino acids. The transcript is spliced from 8 exons. The record is from RefSeq and is a predicted model, not a curated record. Gene Ontology annotation, molecular function: L-aspartate transmembrane transporter activity; L-alanine transmembrane transporter activity; L-threonine transmembrane transporter activity.